AUGGGAUUAGAAGCUAACAACGAAGCUAUUCAAUGCAAGGUCUUUUCAACGACCUUCUCUGGGCCAGCUUUGUUGUGGUUCCGACAAUUAAAGCCCAGAUCCCUCAACAUUUUUAGUGACCUCCGACGGACCUUUUUACAACAAUAUAGUGCAAACCGAGAGGCACCAAGAACAAUGGCUGACCUCUAUCGGAUUGAGCAAGGGGAAAAUGAACAUUCGAAAGCAUAUUUGCAGCAUUUCAUUGACCUCGUGCAUCAAAUCCACAACAUUGAUCCAAUUACCGCAGCCAAUCUCUUCGUCAAAAGCUUGCAGAUGGGAUCUCUUUUACAUGAGAAUCUCACCAUGACACCACCCUACGACAUGGCAGAAAAGAAGUUUGCGCUCAUCUCUGCUCCACCAACAAAUAACCCUCCGCCACCUGCUAGAGAUGACAAGAGGAAGCGGAACCAAACAGAUCACGCGAAGGAAGGAAAGAGGCCAAGACAGGACCGACAGUCACCACGAUACCCUUCCUUCGAAUACACCGUCCCGCAAGAAGUCAUUUAUGAAGAAAAUAAAGAAAGACCUAUCUGGCGGGAGCCCUAUAAAAUUACCACUCCUUCUGACAGGAGGGAUAAAAGCAGGUACUGCCUCUUCCACAAAGAUCACGGUCAUAUGAUCGCUGAAUUCCAUAACCUGAACAAUCAGAUCCAAGCCCUCAUGAGGAGUGGGAGGCUUACCCAAUACAUCAAGGAGGCAGGCAGACACGGCACCUCGCGGCAUAAUCCUGCUUCUGCCUCAGCACCGCAAGCAUCAGAUCCCGUGCACACAGCCUCUGAUAGCACUCAGGAGCCUCUUAAGCAAGUCCCUAUGAUCCACGGGAUCGUGGAACUCACUGAGAACCAAGAGCAUAUCACCAAAAUCCAUAAGAGGAUGGAAGAACGAGUGAAGCGAUACGAAUCAUUAGACCACACGAUCAAUCUUGUCACUUCAGAGGACAGAAGUUUUCCAGCCUCUGCACUCACCUUCACCGAUGAUGACCUGAAGGGCGUACACAUACCCCAUGAUGAUCCACUCGUCAUUUCCCUACAAGUUGACCAUUGCCAGCUGGGCAGAGUUCUAAUCGACGAGGGUAGUGGGGUUGACAUCCUCUUCUGGGAAGCCUUCCAGAAAAUGGGGCUAGAGGAGAAUCAGAUCCGGCCCUCCACCACACCCAUUUUGGGAUUCAAUAGCCAAAGAGUAUAUCCGAAAGGCAUCGUUCAAUUGACUGUGGUGGCCGCAAAACGCACCCUGCCAGUAGACUUUCUCAUUAUAGAUUCCAUCACAAGCUACAACGCCAUCAUGGGGAGAAAUUGGAUCCACAGGAUGCAGGGGGUAGUCUCAACUUUGCAUCAGGUGAUGCGGUGUCAAUCACCCAACGGGCGCUACACCGUUGACAUCAAGGGCUGCCAGAAGCAGGCCAAAAAUUGCUUCCUUACCUUGAAAGAAAUAAAUAGUUCUGGCACUGCCUCCCAUAACAACUCCCCUGACAAAUAG
This is a messenger RNA of Humulus lupulus (European hop), 1515 nucleotides long. RefSeq lists its product as uncharacterized. The transcript is spliced from 2 exons. Lineage: Eukaryota; Viridiplantae; Streptophyta; Magnoliopsida; Rosales; Cannabaceae. The record is from RefSeq and is a predicted model, not a curated record. Bases 1 to 1515 code for a protein of 504 amino acids.